AUGAAAAGAAGGGAGAUUUCAUGCUGGCUCGAUAAUUUGAAGUCAGAAUAUACAGCUGAAAUCUCCCAGCAAAUGAGAGAAGAUCAAGCAAUGAAUCAAUGCGAUUAUUUACUGAAAAAAUUAGGUGUUAUUCCUCCACCAAUUGCUAAACGUCUCGGCACACAUAUAUCUGCAAUUGUUGUUGAACCUCGAAACAAUGAAUUGCCAACAAAAGAAAAAAUAUCAAUUCAAAAUAACAAAUCAUUAGAAAUUCCAAAACAUCACAAUCAUAAAUCGAAAAAGAACUAUAUCACGAAAGAAACUCACGAAGUAAAACCCAAACAGCAACAUAAAAAAGGACAAAUAGCAUAUUAUGAAAAUGUCGUGGAUGAUUUACCGAUUCAAGAACAGAAAACAUAUACAAAAGAGCAUAAAAACGUUCAAAAUAUUCCUUCAAAAGAAAAUACUUCGGAAUCCAAGAAUAAACACACUGAAGUUGCAACACAAAUACAAAAUUCCCAAAAUCUUACAAGCAGGCCGACCAAAACUGCGCAAAAAGAAAUAAAUCAAGUAAGUUGUGAUUAUUCAAAGCUACAAGUGAAUAAACAACCUAAUAAAAAUGUAAAUAUUAUUGAAACAAUUAAAGAAGCAGAAAGAAGUCAGGUUGUAGACGAAAAACCAAAAUUGAAUCAAGAAUUACUACAACGCAAAGUCAACCAAUUUAUUCUUGUUCAAAAAUCUUUAGUAUUUUUUAGAUGGCAAGAAAAAUCAUCAAAAGUCAAGAGGAAAGAAUAUACUGUAGCAACUUUGAGUAAGCUUCGUCUUAUUCGCAAAAGUUUCAAACAAUGGAAAGCCAAACUUGAUUUUAAACUUGAACAAAGGAGAAAAUAUGAAGAAGAAUGUAAACAAAGGAUUCAUAGUGCUAAACUUCAAAGACAACUUCAUACAGCAAAAAUCAAGCUUAAUACAUUAACCAUUGCAUUAUUCUUCAAUAAAUGGCUUAAGAGGAUGAGAAAGAAGCCAGAAACUCCAUCAAAGCAGCAGCAACCAAAGAAAGUUCCUGUAUAUCUUCGUCCUCCUGAUGUUUUGAAGAGAAAACCAUCUCCUCUUCCUAUAGUUGCUGAUCCUAGAGCAGAAGAGUUAUUGAAACGCGCGAAAGAGUCUAAAGAGAAGAAAAUCAAUGAAGCCAAAGAAAGGAUGAAACAAGACGAGCAAGAAAAGAGAAAACAAGAAAAAAUGAAGAAAAUUGAACAAAAGAAGCUUAUUGAGGAACACAAAAAGAUGCUUGAGCAUCAGCAUCAACAAAGACAAAAACAAGAAAACGAAAGAAUUCAAGCACACAAGAACUUUGAGAAGAUGAUUGCUGAAAAAGAGCAAAUGUUGAAACUUGAAAAAAUCGCAACAAAUUACAGAAGGAAACAUUUAUCCUCUUUAUGGACUUUAGCAAUGAAGAAACUUGCUCAAAGAGAUGUUAUCGCAAUUCAACAUCAUGAAAAGAAACUUCAAAGAAAAGCAUUUAUUGCUUUCGGAAAUAUGGUAUUAAGAAAAGAAGAAAAACAAGUUAAAGAAGCAGAACAAUUUAGAAAUCGGCAUUUAAAGAAAUAUAUGAUUAACUUGCUCAUGAAGAAUGUAAAUUCUGGUAAAGCUAAAAUUGAAAGAGCUCAAAAUGCAAUUAAACCUCUCAUGCUCAAAGCAUAUUUCAAUGAAAUGAAAGAAGCAUAUAUUGAUGUAGUUAGAAGAAAAGAAUUUACUGCUCAAUCAUUCUAUGAGAAAAGAUUAUUGAAGAAAGCUUUCCAUGCAUUUCCAAUUGGUGCUAAAAAACUCAAUGAAGAUGAAUCGAGAGAAAAGAAAAGAGAAGAUCUUAUGGCUAAGGCGCUUCAAUAUCUCCAUGAAAAUGAAUUUAAGAAGACCUCUGAACUUAAUGUUAAUCUCACAAUUAAAUUAGAUCCUAUUGAAGAUAAAAUUGAGGAAGAAGAAGAUACUUAUGACUCCGAUAUAUUUUAG
Molecule: messenger RNA, 1983 nt
Organism: Trichomonas vaginalis G3
Lineage: Eukaryota; Parabasalia; Trichomonadida; Trichomonadidae
Exons: 1
Coding region: 1-1983 (660 amino acids)
Source: RefSeq, a predicted model, not a curated record